CUUAUAUUGACUCCUCCUUUAACUUUAGGCAUUCAACUACUGUAGCUGGGAGUGAACAUUUCAGACUCCAUCCACCAGAAAAUGUUACGUUUUUCCCAAUGUUCAUCAUUGCAUUCAAAUAAAUUAGUGAUUCAUUUUGUUGUAUUCUGAUUUCGUGUUCGCUUCCAUCAUGGCAAUCUCCCAGUUUGCGUUUUCCUUAGCAUCAUCUUCAUCAACUCUUUCAUCUACAACCACAUCUAUUCCAACUGUAACUACAACAUCGGCGACUACCAGCAACUCAGGUAUAACCAGCAAUAGCAAUCAUUCAUCAUCUUCAUCAACCUCUUCCUCGUCACCCUCAUCGCCCUCACCACCUUCACCACCCUCAGAGACAAAUAAAAAGGGUCACCAGGCCAAGCCACCUUUUUCUUACAUCGCACUAAUCACAAUGGCAAUCUUGCAAGCUCCAGAUAAAAAAUUGACUUUAAGUGGAAUCUGUGAUUUCAUCAAAUCCCGAUUCCCGUAUUAUAAGGAAAAAUAUCCAAUGUGGCAAAACUCGAUUCGACACAAUCUGUCGUUGAAUGAUUGUUUCGUCAAGAUACCAAGAGAACCAGGUAACCCGGGUAAAGGCAACUAUUGGACUCUUGAUCCUGCCUCUGAAGACAUGUUUGACAAUGGGUCAUUUUUGAGGCGAAGGAAACGCUAUAAAAGACAACAGGUUGACCUGAUCAAGGAAGCAUCGGCGUUUUGUAUGGCCGCUUCAGCUGGAUUAGAUCCUUAUGGACGAUUCCCGGUCAAUCAACAUUCACCUCACAAUCCUGCUUUUAUUCAUCCCGUUUUAGCUGGUUAUCCUUACUUAACACAUUUACCUUUGAUUAGACCACAUGAUAUUGCGAUGCGACACUCACCACAACUCUUUAACUCAACUAGACCUCAAUCAACGCCAACAACAAUCAAAUCUUCUAUUUUCUCCAUUGAUAAUCUCAUUGGAAUCAAAAGUACCUGAUCAACCAAAAUUGUAUUUUAAUGCUCAUCCAGAAACUCCAAUGUUGCCCAUUUGUUUGUCAUUUUUUGCUU
Tetranychus urticae (two-spotted spider mite) is the source of this 1056-nucleotide messenger RNA. Its product is annotated as forkhead box protein D3-A-like. Gene Ontology annotation, molecular function: DNA-binding transcription factor activity, RNA polymerase II-specific; RNA polymerase II cis-regulatory region sequence-specific DNA binding. Gene Ontology annotation, biological process: cell differentiation; regulation of transcription by RNA polymerase II; anatomical structure morphogenesis. NCBI's taxonomy places the organism in Eukaryota, Metazoa, Arthropoda, Arachnida, Trombidiformes, Tetranychidae. The record is from RefSeq and is a predicted model, not a curated record.